Malus domestica (apple) is the source of this 1267-nucleotide messenger RNA. RefSeq names its product probable F-box protein At2g36090. Lineage: Eukaryota; Viridiplantae; Streptophyta; Magnoliopsida; Rosales; Rosaceae. The record is from RefSeq and is a predicted model, not a curated record. Gene Ontology annotation, molecular function: protein binding.
UACAAACCUCUUUUCUUCAGUCCUGAGUGUACCCCCAAACUAAUUGGAAAAAGCAGUCGGUCCCCAAAUGGCCUGCUCCUCCCACCUACCGCCGUUCGCCGCCGCCAACGAAGCCAGCUCCGCCUCAAUCUCCGCCGUCCAUCCGGACAUAAUCCAAACCCACAUCCUCACCCGCCUCGACGCCCCCACGCUAGCCUCCGCCGCCUGCACCUCCUCCGAACUCCACGCGCUGGCCUCCCACCAGCUCCUCUGGGCAAACAUCUGCUACUCCACAUGGCCCUCCAUCACAACGCCACGUGUCCGCCAGGUCAUCUCCACGUUCCCCGACGGGCCCAUCUCCUUCUUCUCCGACUCCUUCCCGCUCCUCGGCAAUCUGAACCCCACCACCACAGCCGCAACCUCCUCUGGUCUCGCGCCAAAACACCAUCAGGACCAUCCGUACGAAUUAAUCUCUGCGGUCGAUAUCUACCACCGCGGGAAGCUGAUCCUGAGCAAGGUCAUCGAGACGGAGACCGUGACCGGGUGGUUCCGGUGCUCGCCGUUCCGGAUUGACCUGCUGGACCCCAAGGACGUGGUCCCCACCCAUAUCAAGUACCAGGAGGGGCUGGAAGCCGACACGUGUCGCGAACUCGGGGACGAUCUCACGCUGAGCUGGAUCCUUAUCGACCCUACCGGACGUCGGGCGUUGAACCUCUCCAGUCACGCGCCGCUGUCGGUGAAGCGGCACUGGCUGAGCGGUGAGUUGCACGUACAGUUCGCGUCGAUUCUGGCCGGGCAGAAGGGGACGGCGUCGGAGCACGUGCUGUGCGGGAUAUUGGUCACGUGCGGGGGAUCGGAGGGAGGGGAGAUGCAGGUGAGGGAGGUGAGCUUGCAGGUGGAGGACAUGGAUGGAAUGCAUCUGAAUGGGAGGGAGGGUUUGGUAAUUCUGGAUAGGGCGUUGGAGGGCAGAAGGGGAAGAAAGGGGAGGAGGAGGGUGGGGGAAGGAAAGAAGAGGUACGAAGAGUAUUUGCAGGGGAAGAAGGAAAGGAAGGAGAGGAAGCUGAGGACUGAAGGGACAUUAGAUACUUUGUGUGUGGCUUUUGGGGUAUUUGGAUUUUUCAUUUUUUGGUCAUAUAUUUUGUGCAGAUGAUCAUUGUUUUUUCCUCUUUUCAGCUAUUUUCUUCCAAUAAGUUAGGACAAAAAAAUACUUCAAAAGAAAAAAAAUAGAGAAACCGAAAAACGGUUUUGUUAUAUCGAAACGUAAAUUAAUCUCAAAAGAAACACGUAC